AUGGUGCAAUCUGUGCGGCUCGGUGGGACUGCGAAGGACGUGGUAGUUUGCAGAGUCGGGAUGGGGCUCGCUAUGCUCACUUCCCUUGCGGAUGGCGGUCCGCCGGAAGAACAGGCCUUUGAAGCCAUCAAGGCUGCAGUUGACGCUGUCCCUGUUGGUUCGAAGCUGCUUCUAAAUAGCGCCCAAUUCUACGGACCGAACCAGAGCACGGCCAACCUUGAACUUCUGUCGCGCUUCUUCGACAAGUACUCCGGAUAUGCGGACAAGGUCUUUCUCUGUGUCAAGGGCGGUACAGAGCCCAAUAGCUUCAAGAUGGACCCCACCCCUGAGGGUCUCCGAGCCAGUGUCGAAUUGUGCAACUCUGCUCUUCGCGGAACGAAGAAGAUCGACCUGUUUCAGAUAGCGCGCGUCGUGCGCUCGAUUCCGUUAUCCGAACAGAUGAAGACGCUCCAGGUCUUCGUCAAGGAGGGUCUCAUCGGGCAUAUCGGCUUGUCGGAGUGCGCGGCCAAAUCUGUGCAGGAGGCAAACGAGCACGCCUCCAUUACUGCGGUCGAGAUCGAGGUUAGUCCGUGGUCGUACGAAGAUGAAACGAAGAAAGUGAUCGCUACUUGCGCUGAACUCGACAUCGCCAUUCUUGCGUACUCGCCGCUCGGACACGGCUUUCUCACCGGUCAGAUGGGCCAAAUCGGCGAUAAAGAUUGGCGCAAGGGCCUGUCGCGAUUCCAAGGAGAGAACGCUACGAACAACCUCAAACUUGUUGAGGCCCUCAAGACGGUCGCUGAGAAGAAGGGCAUUUCUUCCGCGCAACUGUGUCUGGCCUGGGUCCAGUCACUUGGCGAGCGCAUCGUUCCCAUUCCGGGCUCUAGCAAAGCCUCGCGCAUGGUCGAGAACAUUGGCACUAGCGACAUAGUACUGACCGCCGAUGAGCUCUCAGAGAUCGAGCGUAUCAUCGCUGAGUACCCGGUCUCAGGAGGUCGUUACUUCGAUGCAGCGGCUCAUGCACUUCAUUUGUGGGGAUGA
This is a messenger RNA of Peniophora sp. CBMAI 1063, 1020 nucleotides long. The record is from the annotation of a GenBank genome assembly. NCBI's taxonomy places the organism in Eukaryota, Fungi, Basidiomycota, Agaricomycetes, Russulales, Peniophoraceae.